This is a messenger RNA of Adineta ricciae, 609 nucleotides long. NCBI's taxonomy places the organism in Eukaryota, Metazoa, Rotifera, Eurotatoria, Adinetida, Adinetidae. The record is from the annotation of a GenBank genome assembly.
AUGCUGAUCAAUUGUCUUUCAUUCUUCGCAUUGAUUUACUCUUCAACUAGUCAACAAUUCCAUCUAUAUCGUGAUCAUCAAAAUCGAUCUUGUUUAUACAGUUAUUUCUCGCAACAAGAAGAUUCGUAUUCGAUAGUUCCUUAUUGUUUUCAAUCAGAAACUAUGAAUACUAAUUUAAAAUGUCACAAUCAUGGCAAUUUAACGUCAUUUACAGAAUUACAAAGUCAGAAUAUCUCAACACAUGAAUUAUAUUAUUGGCAAGUACCAAUCGAUAUCAUUGAUUUAUACGGUAAAUUUAAUCAACAUUCUGAUGUUGAUCGAACUUUUUGUAUUUGUUCUGAUCUUCGAUGGUUUGGUCCAUAUUGUGAAUACACGUUUCAAUCUUUCGAAACAAACUUCAAUGAUAUUAUUGACGAACAAUUUUUAUGUCGAGAAACGUAUCUUAUAACACAAAGAUUUACUUUUACAACCUAUCAAGGUAUUGAUUGUCAACCGUUUGGUCUUGGAUUAGAUUGGCGACAUAUCUGUAAUGGUUUAAUUGAUUGUGAGAAUGGUGAAGACGAACUUUAUUGUCAUAUAUUAGAACCAAAUGAAUGUGAUCCAAAGUGA